CUGGUUGAUCCAAUACCCUUUCCGAUUGUUCAGCGCCCUUCCUCUCCAUGGAAACGAAGAAUCAUACUUUAACUUGCGUUUGGAAUUAAUCACGACGUUAAUCAAUUAAUAGUGCUUACUAUUGCUUCAUUUUCGCAAUCGCUUGUGUUUCUCCGGUACUGAGGCGGAGAAGUUAAACACGUUAACGCCCGUACUUCAGUCCCUCAUAUCGCCACACAUGAAGACUUUUCGCUAAUCCCCCCCGAUUAAUCCGAUCUCUGCCGAGACGAAAUUAAGUUACCGUACUGUAUAUUUUCAACACAGCGGGAGGGACGUUUAUUACAAACUAGGAAAUAUGGAAUUAAAUUUGAAUCGCGUCGAUUACCUUCAGGUUGGAGUAACGUCACAGAAGACAAUGAGGCUCCUUCCAGCACUGGGACGCAAAGCAACACAAAAGGUUGUUGUUGCAGAUCAGGACGGUGUCAUAACUUGUUUUGGGAUGAAAAAAGGGGAUGCAGUUCCGGUGUUCAAGACCCUGCCAGGCCAGAAGAUCUCCAGGCUGGAACUUGGCGGGGCAUUAGGAACACCGCAGGAGAAGAUUUUUGUUGCUGCAGGGUCAGAGGUUCGAGGAUUCACAAAGAAAGGCAAACAGUUCCUUUCAUUUGAAGCUAACCUUACGGAAAGCAUCAAGGCCAUGUAUGUGUCAGGAGCAGAUCUCUUUGUGUGUGCAAGCUAUAUUUAUAACCAUUACUGCGACUGCAAAGAUCAGGAUUACUACCUGUCGGGGGACAAGAUCAAUGACAUUGUCUGCCUACCAGUGGAGAAUCUGGGACGAAUCACUCCAGUGCUGGCCUGUCAAGACAGAGUCCUCAGGGUACUACAGGGAUCAGACCUCAUGUACGACAUUGAGGUUCCUGGACCGGCCUCUGUUUUAGAGUUGAACAACAGAGAUGGAGGAAGCCAAGGUGGAGAAAUUCUUUAUGGGACAUCCGAUGGAAAGCUGGGACUUCUCAGGCUCACUGAUACCUCGCCAGUUCACAUUUGGGAAGUGGCUAAUGAAAAGAAAAGAGGAGGUGUUUUGUGCAUUGAUUCAUUUGACAUUAUUGGUGAUGGGGUAAAGGAGAUCCUUGUUGGCAGAGAUGAUGGAACAGUAGAAGUUUAUGGGCUUGACAGUUCCAAUGAGCCUGUACUGCGCUUUGAACAUACCCUGUCAGAGAGUGUCACAUCUAUCCAGGGUGGGUGUGUUGGAAAAGAGUCUUUUGAGGAGGUCCUGACAGCAACAUACACAGGGUGGCUGACUGGACUCACCUCUGAACCACAGCAUAAGGAAGCAGGACCUGGAGAGGAGAUCAAGAUGAGUCGUGAGACGCAGAACAAAAUCGCAGCUCUGAGGGCGGAGCUAGAGCAACUGCAGAUUAAAGUCCUGCAGGAACGUGAGAAAUACCAGCAGUCCUCCCAGUCCAGUAAAGCGGUCUCUGCUGUCCCAGUCUUCAGCAUCAAUGACAAAUUCACCCUGUGUCAGGAUGACGCCAGCUACAGUCUCACCCUGGAGGUGCAGACAGCCAUUGACAAUGUGCUUUUGCAGAGUGAUGUUCCCAUUGACCUGCUGGAUGUGGAUAAAAAUUCUGCAGUAGUCAGUUUCAGUGAAUGUGAUUCUGAGCCAAAUGGUAACUUCCUCCUUGCUACGUAUAGAUGCCAAGCAAAUACCACAAGACUUGAACUUAAGAUCCGAUCCAUUGAAGGCCAGUAUGGGACUUUGCAAGCAUAUGUAACUCCACGUCUACAACCAAAAACCUGCCAGGUCCGUCGAUAUCAAAUUAAGCCCCUGUCCCUUCACCAAAGAACUCAUACCAUUGAUCAUGACAGGCCUAUGAACACACUCACUCUCACUGGACAGUUCAGCUUUGCCGAGAUUCAUUCCUGGGUUGUUUUCUGUCUUCCUGAAGUUCCUGAAAAGACGCCAGCAGGGGACAGUGUUACUUUCGACUUUCAGAACACUUUCCUUGACACACAACUUGAAUGUACAUACAGUAAAUGUGAGGCCAACUUCAAGUCGGACAACAUCUCCACAAUAUCCAUUCUCAAGGAUGUCCUUUCCAAAGAAGCAACCAAAAGAAAAAUUAACCUCAAUAUUUCCUAUGAUAUUAAUGAAGAAUCUGUAAACCACACUUUAAAGAUGAUCCAUCCAAAGCUGGAAUACCAGUUGCUUCUAGCCAAAAAGGUCCAGCUAAUUGAUGCUUUAAAAGAGCUACAGGUCCAUGAGGGAAAUGUGGACUUUCUCAUCCCAGAGUACCGCAGUAUUCUAGAAGAGGCCAGUCGCCUUCUUGAGGAGUACAAAAAACAGCCAGCACAUUUAGAAAGGCUGUAUGGUAUGAUUACGGAUCUCUUCAUUGACAAAUUCAAAUUUAAAGGACAGAAUGUCAAGACUAAAGUACCAUUGCUGCUUGAAAUCUUGGACAACUAUGAACUGAAUUCUUUAGUGGAAUUUUUUGAUUCAGCAUAAUACUGAGAUGUAAACAAAUCAUUGAAGUUUCAUCCAGUGUGGUAUGUUUUUCCUAAGAAGCUACAGUAACAUUUUUUAAAUUUUGUGUUGUAUUUUUAAGAAAUGUUAUUUGGAAAUACAAGGGAAGUUAUUGUUUCAGUUUUCACAAUAUCAUAAUUUUCCCUGAUACUUUCAUACAUUUUAACUCUGUAAAAUUGAUGUAUUUAUAAACGAUAUGUACAAUAGUUGAAAUGUAGUAAUAUGCAUAGAAAUUAUAUGGAGUGGUGUUCUUAGCAAGUACAGAGUUGGUGUUCCAAUGAACAGUUCAUACAAAUAUUUCUUCUGACUUAUCAUUCACAUCUAUUCCAAAUACUUGAGCUGUAUAGUGAAUAUAAGAAUUUGAUUUUCUAAAUAUAUGUUAAUGUUAAUAUUUUUCUAUGUUAAAUAAUUCCAGAUUAAUUUAUGUAUACAGUUACCUUACUCUCAUUGGGGCAUAUAACAUUUGUGAAAUAAUCUUAAAUAAACUUAAUUAUAAAUG
This is a messenger RNA of Lepisosteus oculatus (spotted gar), 2999 nucleotides long. It is a transcript of the gene bbs7, whose product is annotated as Bardet-Biedl syndrome 7. The record is from RefSeq and is a predicted model, not a curated record. Gene Ontology annotation, cellular component: membrane; BBSome; axoneme. Gene Ontology annotation, molecular function: protein binding. Gene Ontology annotation, biological process: intracellular transport; intracellular protein localization; non-motile cilium assembly. Lineage: Eukaryota; Metazoa; Chordata; Actinopteri; Semionotiformes; Lepisosteidae.